Guyanagaster necrorhizus is the source of this 1266-nucleotide messenger RNA. RefSeq names its product nucleoside hydrolase. Gene Ontology annotation, cellular component: cytosol. Gene Ontology annotation, biological process: purine nucleoside catabolic process. The transcript has 8 exons. Gene Ontology annotation, molecular function: purine nucleosidase activity. The coding region runs from base 1 to 1266 and encodes 421 amino acids. The record is from RefSeq and is a predicted model, not a curated record. NCBI's taxonomy places the organism in Eukaryota, Fungi, Basidiomycota, Agaricomycetes, Agaricales, Physalacriaceae.
AUGGCUGCCAGUAAAGGCAGAAUUCCUGUAAUAAUUGAUACAGAUCCAGGUGUAGAUGAUAUCAUUGCAAUUCUGUUCGCUCUCGCUUCACCGGAGCUUGAGGUUCUCUCCAUUGUUGUUUCCUUUGGCAAUACCGAUAUCCAGUCAUCAUAUGCAAACAUUCUCAAGACUUAUCAGGCUCUGGCUCGCCAUUUCGACGCUUAUCCGGCGGAGAAAUCCCGUUUCCCCAACUAUGAAGCGUCCCCCAAAACCUCGCUCGUGCUCGGAAGCGACGGCCCCCUGGAAGGUGACAUCCAUAGCGCCCAAUAUUUCCAUGGAAGGGACGGUUUAGGUGGGAUCUCGGAACGCCAUAGCGAAUUCAACGCAGAGUUCGACGCAAACGAUGGACAUCCCCAGCUUCUGUUGUCAAAGAAACCUGCGGUUGAAAGCUCGCUUGAACUGUUACAAUGCUACCCGGAAAGAAGCAUCACUUAUAUAGCUCUCGGUCCGCUAACAAAUCUCGCACAGCUGAUGCGACGCAAUAAGGAUCUAGUGAGAGGUCGCAUAGGUCGUGUCAUCUGUAUGGGAGGCGCCUUGGAUGUCCCGGGAAAUACAAGUCCCGUCGCGGAAUUCAAUUUCUUUGCGGACCCGUAUGCCGUCAAGGAGCUUCUAAUGCCCUCGAAACCAGAGUUCGGUCUGCCCCUUGACCGGUUUUUCCUCCUGCCUCUUGAUAUAACCACUCCGCACGAACUGCCAUUCCUGGUCUAUCAAACCCGAGUCGAUCCUUUGUUCUCGAAUAUGAAUACACCUUCCUUUGCUGACGAGAAGAAGGCUCUAACUCAUUUCACAUCGUCUUUUUUGGAACAUACUCGUACGGUUAUGCUCCAGUUCGGUAAGGAUGCAAUGGAAUUGCACGAUAUCGUAGCGGUAUGGUGUGCGAUCGCGAACCCUCCGUCGUCAGCUACUCUAAGUCCCGGUUGGAGCAUGCAUAAGCGCACCUUUGAGAUCGAGAGGAUCGGCGAGCUGACUCGGGGUAUGUUAAUUAUAGACCGGAGAGAGGACGAGGCAGCUUACGCUCCGGGGGCAAACAGAGCGCUUGUACAAGAGGAGUUGGAUAAACACCAACUGGUGCAUGGUCCUUGGGAAUCUACCGCUGUUCCCGCUGCAGUGGAAGUGGAGUCCUGGAGUUCUUCAUGUCAUGACGGCUCACGUAUUUCGUGCAUCAUAAAAACACCCGGGCACAACGCUCUGUUGCAGCUCCUUCUUGAGCGAGUGUGGGGGACAUAG